This is a messenger RNA of Pestalotiopsis fici W106-1, 630 nucleotides long. RefSeq lists its product as uncharacterized. Gene Ontology annotation, molecular function: protein binding; L-methionine (R)-S-oxide reductase activity. Bases 1 to 630 code for a protein of 209 amino acids. NCBI's taxonomy places the organism in Eukaryota, Fungi, Ascomycota, Sordariomycetes, Amphisphaeriales, Sporocadaceae. The record is from RefSeq and is a predicted model, not a curated record. The transcript is spliced from 3 exons. Gene Ontology annotation, cellular component: cytosol.
AUGCAGUUGUCUUUUUCAUACUCACCCCAAGUCUUCUAUCAGGUUCACGCCGACGCAUCCAACUUUGCCGCCGGCGUCACCAAGGAGCAGGCAUACGAGCAGGUCCUAGUCCAGGCUGAGGGUUUGUUCUAUGAGCAGAGGAACUGGUCUGACUCCAACAACGACAGCAACCUAGCCAACGCUGCUUCCCUACUAUGGCACGCCUAUAAGUCUUUACCAGGGCCAAGCAACCAGGUAAACUGGGCAGGCUUCUACACCUUGGACCCAAAGUCCUCGGCCACCAAGCCGCAGCUCAUCCUGGGCCCGUUCCAGGGCAAAGUCGCUUGCCAGACCAUAGCCUUUGGCCGGGGCGUGUGCGGCGCGGCGGCGCGCACCCAGGCCACGCAGCUGGUGCCCGACGUGGACGCCUUUCCGGGCCACAUUGCCUGCGACGGCGACAGCCGGAGCGAGAUUGUCGUGCCCAUCGUAGUGCCGGCAGAGGGCGCAGUCGAGGGGGAAGAGGGCGGUAGCGCCAAGAAGCUCGUGGCCAUUAUCGAUAUCGACUGUGCCGUGGUUGACGGGUUCGACGAGGUUGACCGCCACUACCUGGAGCGGUUGGCUGAUAUCCUCGGCAAAGGCUGUGACUGGUGA